CUCUCCUUUGCUCCUACUUUUCUCUAAGUCAACAUGAGUAGACAGUUUAGUUCCAGGUCUGGAUUCCAGAGCCGCGGGGGCUUCAGCUCUGGCUCUGCUGGGGCCAUCAGCUACCAACGCAGGAGCACCUCCAGCUCCGUGCGGCGUGUCGGGGGAGGUGGUGGGAGAUCAGGUGGAUUCUGUGGUAGUGCGAGUGGUCGCGUUGGUGGUUUUGGGAGCCAAAGUCUUUAUAACCUUGGAGGCAAUAAGAGUAUCUCCAUAAGUGUGGCUGGAGGUGGGCGCUCUGGUUUCGGUGGUGGUUAUGGUGGCGGCGGCUUUGGUGGCGGUGGAUUUGGUGGUGGCAGUUUUGGUGGUGGCAGCUUUGGCAGUGGUUUUGGUACUGGUGGAGGUUUUGGUGGUGGUGGUUUUGGCAGUGGAGGUGGUUUUGGUGGAGGUGGUUUCGGGGGUGGUUUCGGGCCUGCCUACCCCCCUGGUGGCAUACAUGAAGUCACCAUCAACCAGAGCCUGCUGCAACCCCUCAAUGUGGAGGUUGACCCGGAGAUCCAAAGAGUAAAGGAAAGAGAAACGGAGCAAAUCAAGACACUCAACAAUCAAUUUGCCUCCUUCAUUGACAAGGUGAGGUUCCUAGAGCAGCAGAACAAGGUGCUAGAAACAAAAUGGGAACUGCUGCAGCAGGUGGAUACCACAACUAGAACUCAGAGGUUAGAGCCAUUCUUUGAAAAAUUCAUCAACUUCCUCAGAAACGGAGUGGAUCAACUGAAGAGAGACCGAUCUCAGAUGGAUUUGGAACUGAAAAACACUCAAGACCUGGUAGAGGAUUUCCGGAACAAGUACGAGGAUGAGAUCAACAAGCGCACAAAUGCAGAGAAUGAAUUCGUGACCCUCAAGAAGGAUGUGGAUGCUGCUUAUCUGAACAAGGUGGAGCUUCAGGCCAGAGCUGACGUGUUGCAGCAGGAAAUUAACUUCUUAACAACACUCUAUGAGGCAGAGUUGUCUCAGAUGCAUACUCACAUCAGUGAAACCAAUGUUAUCCUCUCCAUGGACAACAAUCGCAGCCUGAACCUGGAUGGCAUCAUUGAGGAGGUUAAGGCCCAGUAUGAGGAUAUUACCCAGAGAAGCAAGGCUGAGGCUGAGACCCUGUACCAGAACAAGUACGAAGAGCUCCAGAUCACUGCUGGCAAACAUGGAGACAGUCUGAGAAAUACGAAGAUGGAGAUUUCCGAGCUGAAUCGACUGAUCCAGAGACUUAGAAGUGAUAUUGAUAAUAUCAAGAAGCAGAAUGCUCAGGUACAGCAGUCCAUCAGCGAAGCUGAGGAGCGUGGUGAGAAAGCCCUCAAAGAUGCCCAGAACAAGCUGCAGGAGCUGGAAGAGGCCCUGCAGAGGGCCAAAGAGGACCUGGCCCGCCUGGUGCGUGACUACCAGGAACUGAUGAACACCAAGCUGGCCCUGGAUUUGGAGAUUGUCACCUAUAAGACCCUCCUGGAAGGAGAGGAAGUCAGAAUGUCAGGAGAGUGUCCCCCGGACGUGACUGUGUCCGUGAGCACGAGCCACACUAGCCUCAGUGGAGGUGCCAGCCGAGGAGGUGGUGGCUUCAGCUCCAGUGGCGGUGGCAGCUACAGCUCCGGAGGAGGCAGUUACAGCUCAGGAGGUGGAGGUGGCGGCAGCUACAGUUAUGGAGGAAGCAGCGGGGGCAGAAGAGGUGGCUCUGGAAGGGGCAGCGGCCGAGGUUCUGGCGGCGGGAGCUCUGGAGGCAGCUACAGCUCCGGAGGUCAGGGAUCUAGCUCUGGGGGCAUCAAGACCUCUGGUGGCAGUUCCAGCGUGAAGUUUGUUUCCACCAGUUAUUCCCGAGGGUCCAGAUAAAAGGGUGCUUUCUACUCUAUUAGCUCUCUCUCUCCAUCACUCCCGAAUAGGCUAGGCAAGACCAGCCAAUUGCCCCAACCUUCCUGGAGAAAAGAGCUAUGGUCAGUUAUAUGGUUCAUCCUAGUUCCCCAGCUCUUUCUUUUCUGCUCUGUCUCCCAAAGAAGUUUCUAGAUCGGUGGCAAUCUCAGUCGCCUGGCUUCAAUCUUGAAAGGUGCUUUGCUUGAGAAACAGUCCAGCAAUUACCACUGCACACAUCCUAUUUCAAAGCAAGUCCUUAAACCAGCCAAAGAGGGCCAUUUAGACCCAUGGCUUCUUUGCCAUGCAUGGAGCACAUGGUCUGGAGAGCACCUUUGUAACCUAUCUCCUGCGGCAAGCUCUGUGCUGCUUUGGUUUUGUACAUAAGGAGUAAGCCAGUUUGCCUUUUGUGGAGAGGUCUUAAACUUCCUGUUUCUUUG
Choloepus didactylus (southern two-toed sloth) is the source of this 2315-nucleotide messenger RNA. Its product is annotated as keratin, type II cytoskeletal 1-like. The transcript is spliced from 9 exons. Gene Ontology annotation, molecular function: structural constituent of skin epidermis. The record is from RefSeq and is a predicted model, not a curated record. Bases 34 to 1860 code for a protein of 608 amino acids. Gene Ontology annotation, cellular component: keratin filament. Gene Ontology annotation, biological process: intermediate filament organization; keratinization. NCBI's taxonomy places the organism in Eukaryota, Metazoa, Chordata, Mammalia, Pilosa, Megalonychidae.